This is a messenger RNA of Polychytrium aggregatum, 2538 nucleotides long. RefSeq names its product phosphatidylinositol 3 and 4-kinase-domain-containing protein. Bases 35 to 2368 code for a protein of 777 amino acids. Gene Ontology annotation, molecular function: 1-phosphatidylinositol 4-kinase activity. Gene Ontology annotation, cellular component: endosome; trans-Golgi network; fungal-type vacuole membrane. Gene Ontology annotation, biological process: Golgi organization; phosphatidylinositol phosphate biosynthetic process; endosome organization. The record is from RefSeq and is a predicted model, not a curated record. The transcript has a single exon. Lineage: Eukaryota; Fungi; Chytridiomycota; Chytridiomycetes; Polychytriales.
CUUUGCCCUCCUCCCCAUCCACCGGCGGGGCUCGAUGGGGGGCUGGCCGCACCGCACCUCUCUCGCAAUCCAUCGUUCACUCGCCUGCCAAAGUCUGUCUCUCGUCUGUCGGGUCCGUCGCUCCUGUCUGUCGGACGCAGCUAUUUCUCUGGUCGGCGCCGUCUUUCUCUUCCUCUCGCUUCAUCCCGAGCCACCGUCCUCCUGGUGCUGGCCUUGCGCGCUGUCCCGUCGCUGGACCCUCGGCCUCUUGCCCCCAAAUUGCACAUUGCAUUUGUGGUGCCCAUCUCCAUUUCGCCCUGCAAUCCUGUUCCACAUUCCGUCGCCGUCUCCACUGCGCUGCUCCCCUAUCACCAUGGCAUCCAACUCCAGCUCGCCAGCUCCCCCGAUUCCCGAGCCCCCGGCGCAUCCAUCCCCAUCCACCUGCGACAGCAACACCCCACAUCCAUAUCCCCAUUCCUCUGCCGAGCAUCCUGACAGGCGCAGCGAGGGCGACAUGGACGAUACCCAAGCCGACUCGUCGGUCACCUCUCCGCUGCUGCGGGACUCGGACGGCAACUACCACGUCGAUCCCGGGAGCCGCCUCACACGGCAUGCCCACACCCCGAGCAUCAUGGACAUUCACGAAACGGGUGUCUUUGCCGGCCCACGAGCCGCCGCAGACUCGCUUGUCGAUCCGCCAAAGAGCUGGAUUCCCGUCGUCCCGCCCGUCACGCCCGUCUCGGCCACACAGUUCCUUGAGAUUGUCGAGGAGGUGCGGGCUGCCAUCGACGAGGGCAUCUACCCGACACGCAUCGCCCAGGGCUCGUCAGGAUCGUACUUUUGCCGCAACCGCCAGGGCGAGAUCGUCGGGGUCUUCAAGCCCAAGAACGAAGAGCCCUAUGGCCACCUCAACCCAAAGUGGGUCAAGUGGCUCCACAAGAACCUGCUGCCGUGCUGCUUUGGCCGCUCGUGCCUGAUUCCCAACCUCGGGUAUAUCUCCGAGGCCGCGGCCUCGUACAUGGACCGUCGGCUGCAGCUCAACAUCGUGCCCCGCACCGAGAUUGUCCGGCUGGCUUCGCCUACGUUCUCUUACUCGACGCGCGAUCGCCGGGCCUACGAGAGCGGCAAGGCCCUGCCCCUCAAAAUCGGUAGCUUCCAGCUCUUCCUGAAGGGCUACAAGGAUGCCACCACGUUCUUCAGGGAAGGCUACACGCAGUCGCUGCGAUCCGAUGGCGGCUAUGCCAGCAACAACAACAGCAGCACCAGCCUGGCGAACGUUGGCGACCCCAGCAGCAGCAGUAGCAGCCUCGCCACCGCCCCGACUCCUCCUGCCGCCGACGGCAUCUGGUCGCGGGGUGCCCAGAACGACUUUCGCUGGGGGUUCGAGCGCCUGGUGAUCCUCGACUAUCUGAUUCGCAACACCGACCGCGGCUCCGACAACUGGAUGGUCCGCGUCAACGAGGAGCCGCGCAUGGUGCGCAAAAAGUCGUCGAGCGAAUCCAUCUUCUCGUUUGCAUACGAGGCCGGCAAGAUCGGAUACGGCUUCAUCACGGGCAGCAACGCACCCACGCUCGUCAGCCCCGAUGCGGCCGCUGAACAAGUUGCUGCGGCUGCGACUAUAGUGGCACACACACGCACCAAAGGCAAGCAGGUCGUCGGUGAUGCUGCUGCUGCGUCGGUGCCACUGCUGAGCGCCUUCGAAGCCUUGACCACAGCCGACAGCGUCGCUGGCGGCUCUGAGGCGGCAGUCGCCAAUGCCGCGCAUCGCGGAAGCGAGCCCUCGCUUCAUCGCCCGGCCCUGUUGCAAGUUCCUGCAGAGGCCCUUGCCCAGACGCUGCCGCCGCCUGAGCGGCUGCCAACCAUCCAGAUAGCGGCCAUCGACAACGGCCUGGCAUUCCCGUUCAAGCACCCGGACCAAUGGAGAUCCUACCCGUACGGCUGGGCCAACCUCGGGAUCGCGCGCAUCCCGUUCUCGAACGAAACGCGGGAGGGCUGUCUCCAUCUGCUCACGUCGCAGCAGUGGUGGCAGGAGACCAUGCGGGGCCUCGAGCAACUCUUCCGGCUCGACCCGGACUUUAGUCCACGCAUGUUCAAGCGCCAGAAAGCCGUCAUCCGCGGACAGGGCUACAACCUGGUCGAGAUGCUGCGGCGCAGUGAGCUUGCCGCUGCCGACGCACCGGGGCUCCCGGCCGACAUCGCCUGGGUUCAGAACGGCUCGCCGUACGAUCUGAUUCGCCGGCCUCUGGUCACUGUCGACGAGUAUGACGACGAGGAAGACCCCGACGGCAUCGACUUUCGGCACCACCCGCACGACUACCACGGCUGGAAGAAAGUCAAGCGCACCUUCACCACCUUUGCCAGCAAGCAGCCGUGCUGCACAUGGUGCUGAUCGACCGGCACCAACGGCCAUCGAGACAAGUGCGGUGGACGGGGCCACAAAGGGGUACAGCGAGUAUUGUUCCUGCUGCCUCGAAGCUGAGUCGGAGCUGCUGAUUUUCCACACACAUGCCAUGCUGACCGCAGAUCUGUUCGAUUCUAAUACACUCGAUUGCAAACCAA